UUCGACGUUUUGUCCCAUAUCGUCAAUCUACCCGUCUCUUGGGUUUUAAGAACGAACGGUUCCGCCGCUCACGUUUGUUACGCGCUGUCGAUUCGCAUGGCUCACAGGCUCACCCCACUGUCAUCGUCUCUAUCGUCGCACGCGGGGUCUGUUGAAUAUGCAUUCGUUCUGCAUCAUAUCAUACUGUGUUCACCUUUACGCAGCGAAAAUUUGUCAUUACUCUGUUCGAUAUACUCUGUUGUUUUGUUUCGUCUAGUUGCCCGGUUUUCUGUUGUCAUGACAUGUCGUGCUAUUUCCCGCAUAAAUGCGGAUGGGUUAUGUACAUAAAGUACACAAACUAACCAAAUGGAUUGCUCACUGUCUCUCCUUGCCACUUGCACGGUCGACUAAGAGUAAGUACUGAAUUGGAGAUGUGACAGGUGGCCCGACUU
This is a messenger RNA of Laetiporus sulphureus 93-53, 431 nucleotides long. RefSeq lists its product as uncharacterized. The transcript has a single exon. The record is from RefSeq and is a predicted model, not a curated record. Lineage: Eukaryota; Fungi; Basidiomycota; Agaricomycetes; Polyporales; Laetiporaceae. The coding region runs from base 97 to 327 and encodes 76 amino acids.